AUGAAGUUAGAGAGUGUAAUGCAUGCAGACUUCACUGAAAAGUCUUCUGUUGACACAUUAACUGACAACCAUGACCUAUCAAUAGUAAUAAAUACCUUGGAAGUAAAUUGCUUCCGCUGUAAGCUCUGUCAAAAAAUAUUUUCUGAGGCCACGGCGCUCAGAAAGCACUUACUUGAAGAGAUGGAGCUCGACAACGAAGGCAUUGGCUUCUUGAAUUUAGAAUUAGGACUCGAUUUAUCUGAUGAUAUUGAGACCCAUAUACAAAAAUCUACAGCCAAUAAUGCCAAAAACAGCAUAGUUUGCCCUAUAUGUUCCAAGAUUUGCAAAAGUAAAAAGGGUCUGGAACAGCACAAAGGUAAGACUCAUAUACAUAAAAGGAAAAGGUGUGUAUGCAAAAUAUGUGACAAAAAGUAUGAAAAUAAAUAUGCUUUAAGGUUUCAUAUAAUACAAGUCCAUGAAAAAGCAACAAGAGUGGUAUGUGAAAUUUGUGGAUCAGUCAUAUAUAAUAAAUAUAUGCUUGCUGCACAUAUAGAGAGUGUUCAUUCAAAAACUAUGGUAUAA
Molecule: messenger RNA, 561 nt
Organism: Blepharisma stoltei
Lineage: Eukaryota; Ciliophora; Heterotrichea; Heterotrichida; Blepharismidae
Source: the annotation of a GenBank genome assembly